AGAAUCUUAAUAACGUUGACUGCAUGGGCACAUGCACAACAAUUUAAUCGCGAUCCUCCCUUUUUGUUAUACAAAAGUAAUAUCAAUUGAACUCCAACUCUGAAUUGGCAGUUAAGUAACGAUAAUUUAUCAUUUAAUCUCUUGAAAUUAAUUGUAAAGUAUUUAAAGGAAAAGUAUUAUCCGCUUUACUAAAGGUGAUACUCAUAUCAGUAUAUAAACAACAUAAACCAAACACAAAACAUAUCUAUAACUACUGAUGGACAUUUCUACCCAGAGAUUUUCCAUGAACGGAAGAAGUAUGAGACUACCUCCUGGGUUUCGGUUCGAUCCGGAUGAUGAAGAUCUUGUUUUCGAGUAUCUAGCCAAGAAGGUCCUCCACCGUCCGAUGGACUUCGACCUCCCUGAGCUCCGUUCUUGCAAUGUUGAUCCUUGGGACUUGCUAGGAGAUAAGAACACGGAAAUGUAUUACUUUGUGAAGAAGGAAGAGCGAGAGAAGAAGGGAAGAGAGACGUUAUCCGGUUACUGGGAAGAGUGUGAAGAAGAGGAAGUAAUGGAAUCUGGAGAUCGUGGUUGUAAUUAUUUAGAAGGAAGGAAAAAGACAUUUGCUUUCUAUAUUGGGCAAAGACCUCGUGGAACAAUAACUCCAUGGAUAAAGUACGAGUUUCGGCUUCUUUCCUCUAGGGCUACACGGUGGUCAUCGUCCUCUCUGCCUCGCGGUGCGGUAGAGAACUGGAGAGCGGUGAAGGUGAUCGUAAAGGAAGAGAAUGAGGAGGAGAUCGAGGAGGAUGAGCAGGCGUCGGAUGAGUCAGAUGGCGAAGAGGUUGUUCAAAGCCGGUGACGACCGAUCGAUGUCAUGUUGAUGCCACAUGUAUUAUGUACGCAAAUGGUUUUGUAAGUGGCAAAUCAUUUGAGUUUAGUUAGUAACUUGGUACUGAUAGAAUAUAGGGAAGUAUCUUAGAUGAAAAUGAGGCUGCUUAAUUUGUCUUAUUGGCUUCCAAGCCUUUUGGAAUGUAAUAGAGGAUGUGUUGCGACAUGUGGCUUUGACUCUCCUGUCUUA
Messenger RNA from Brassica rapa (field mustard), 1057 nucleotides. Its product is annotated as NAC domain-containing protein 41. Gene Ontology annotation, molecular function: DNA binding. The record is from RefSeq and is a predicted model, not a curated record. Gene Ontology annotation, biological process: system development; regulation of DNA-templated transcription. NCBI's taxonomy places the organism in Eukaryota, Viridiplantae, Streptophyta, Magnoliopsida, Brassicales, Brassicaceae.